This is a messenger RNA of Strigops habroptila (Kakapo), 1643 nucleotides long. RefSeq names its product DnaJ heat shock protein family (Hsp40) member B5 (gene DNAJB5). The coding region runs from base 639 to 1643 and encodes 334 amino acids. The transcript has 3 exons. Lineage: Eukaryota; Metazoa; Chordata; Aves; Psittaciformes; Psittacidae. The record is from RefSeq and is a predicted model, not a curated record. Gene Ontology annotation, biological process: negative regulation of transcription by RNA polymerase II. Gene Ontology annotation, molecular function: protein-folding chaperone binding. Gene Ontology annotation, cellular component: cytosol.
CCGCCGCGCUCGGUUCCGUGCUCGGAGCCGGCUCCAUCCCGGUGCCACACCGCACCGGGAGCCCCAUUCAUUGGGCGGUGGGACCCCUUCUGUGUGGGGCACGAUGCAGGGACCCGCAGGGGGAAAGCUGGGGAGGUGCAACCCGGUCAACGUGACUUUCUAACACAUCGCGUCGCCUCGCCGCCGCCGUCCUACUUUCGGGUGCAGAGCAGAGUCCUUUCUGGGGACACCGAGGAGGGGGGAGCUCCUGGGUGCGCUCCCUCCCUGCUCCUUGGUGGGGGACGUGACGGUAACGGGGACGUGACAGUACCGGGGGACGUGUGUGACAGGAGCGGGGCGGCCGGGAGGCAGCGGGGAGGGAGGAUGCUGGAGCUGAGGAAGCGUCAAGAAACCAAUUAAAAGGAAGAUUACGGCGAGCGACUCCAUUGAAGGGUGUCCCCGUGUGCGUGUGACAAAGGACGGCAGCUCCCAGCAGCAUCCCCCCCGACACCCGCUCACCCAUCACCACCUAAAGCCCUUUUGGAGCCAUCCCGGGAGCCUUUCUGCUGUGCUGGAGGGAUCUGGCCACCGGAGCAUCCCUCAGUGUGGCAUUCCUGGCAACUCUCCAUCGUCUCCCGGAGCACCUGUGGACGACGGCGAUGUUUAAAAUCAAACUAGAGCCUUUAAAAAGGUCCGCUUGGACUAUGAACGUGUUCGUCAAGUUUCGGAAUAAGUACUCGGCUCCCGGCAGCGUCGCCGUCAUGGGAAAGGACUAUUACAAGAUCCUGGGCAUCCAGACCGGUGCCAACGAGGAUGAAAUCAAGAAAGCCUAUCGGAAAAUGGCCCUCAAGUAUCACCCCGAUAAGAAUAAAGACCCCAACGCUGAGGAGAAGUUCAAGGAGAUUGCAGAGGCUUACGAUGUCCUGAGUGACCCCAAGAAGCGAGCUGUCUACGACCAGUAUGGGGAGGAAGGUCUCAAAACUGGAGGUGGCUCUUCAGGUGGCUCAGGGAACACUUUCCACUACACCUUCCAUGGAGACCCCCACGCCACUUUCGCAUCCUUCUUUGGAGGCUCCAACCCAUUCGACAUCUUCUUCGCCAGCAGCCGCUCCCGAAUGUUCAAUGGCUUUGACCAGGAAGACAUGGACAUCGAUGAAGAUGACGACCCUUUCAGUGCCUUCGGCCGGUUUGGCUUCAAUGGCAUCAACGGGGUUCACCGGCGGCACCAAGAGUCGCUGCACACACGGAGGAAGGUCCAAGACCCACCCGUCAUCCACGAGCUCAAGGUAUCCCUGGAAGAGAUCUACCACGGCUCCACUAAGAGGAUGAAGAUCACGCGCAGAAGGCUCAACGCUGAUGGCCGGACCAUGCGGACUGAGGACAAGAUCCUAAACAUUGUCAUCAAACGGGGUUGGAAGGAGGGAACCAAAAUCACAUUCCCCAAGGAAGGGGACGCCACCCCAGACAACAUCCCUGCCGACAUCGUCUUCAUCCUCAAGGACAAGCCUCACUCGCACUUCAAGAGGGACGGGACAAACGUGGUCUACACGGCAAACAUCAGUCUUAAAGAGGUGGGUAAGGGUGGGAAAUCCCAUGGGGUGGGAGGUGGUGCUGGGUCAUGGCACUCAGAGCCGAGACAGCAGUCGGUUCUCCUGCGCCGAUGA